AUGCCAGGUAUGACCUUCAUGCAUGGUCCGAUAUCUAUCAAACACAAACCAGUACUUGACAUUGAGAACCGAUAUUUAUCGGGUAUGACUCUAUGCUUAUCAGACAUAAUUCCACGAACAUCACACAUGUGGCUCAGAUCAAUACCAGAUCACAUGGUUCUGUAUCUCACAAAAUGGCCAGUAUCGUUCAAGAUAAAUGUGGAAAAAGAUGAAAUGCAACUGAAGGACAAUUUGCAUCAGGGUUUUGUUGAGCUGUGUAACGACGGCGAAACAAGCUCGUUACGGAUAUUUUAUUUGGAACACGGAGAAGGACGUCUGGAAAGGGAAUGCACACAAAUAAGUGGUCUAGAACGAGCGGAAGAUUGCAGCAGUUUAGUAUUUCGGAUCUGCAGACUUAAAUCAGGCAUUGAUUGCAACGAAUGCAUUUGUUGUAAGGAUAUAGCCAGUAAUCGAUUAUCAGCACGUGACAAUCAUCAUCAGCAAUCAGUAGUUCAAAAGCGGACAUUGGUUAAACAGUUGUCAAAAUUCCAGCAGAUAAGCGUGACACACCAAGCUUAUGUUGCCAGGUAUGCUCCUCCAUAUGUACUGUUAAUGCCGAAUCGUCCACAAAAGUUGAUGGAAUUGGGUGACCUGAUAAAGUGGAAGAAUAGCAGAAAGGUUGUCCCGCAGCAUGUGAAGAACUGGAAUCAAAAAAGAAAACCAUUCACUUCUACUGAAAUUUAUCUGUGUUCUCCCAGUAAAAGAUUUACUCAUGAACCUCAAAAGGAAGCCAACAGUAUUUUGUUGGAUCCUCUAACCAAGCAGCACCCUGAGGAACCCUUGAAAGAAGGAGUAUUAGAAAUAAAUAAUAUAACUGUAAAAAGCAAUAGUCUGGCAAAGAAAAUUACCAAUCUGGACGAUGCUUUUUCAUACACCCAUAGCAGACAAUCUACAUCUGAUCUCUCAAAGAGUUUUGAGCGGUUAUCGGCAGGAACAGAUGCAGUUUCACCGAAAGGGUAA
Molecule: messenger RNA, 999 nt
Organism: Loa loa (African eye worm)
Lineage: Eukaryota; Metazoa; Nematoda; Chromadorea; Rhabditida; Onchocercidae
Exons: 7
Coding region: 1-999 (332 amino acids)
Source: RefSeq, a predicted model, not a curated record